AUGCAGAAUUGGUUUGCACAAUCUGCGCGACGUGAUAGCAGAUCCAGGAAGGGGUUUCCCAGGCGGCGAUCAUUGUACUCGAGAAGCUCUGGUGUACCUAUCUCGAUUCCGAAACAGCAACAUACGGAUUGGUCGGCCUUGGAUCCAUUACAGCGUUGGCAGAAUAGCCCGCCAGAGAACGAACCUGCGUCAAUAUCUGAUAUCCACCAUGCAGUGGCCUCGACUGACCUUGAUCAACACCUUCGAGUGGGCUCUACGAGCAGUAGCAGAGUCAGCACACCUGGUAUAGAAACAAGAGGCUUCGGCUAUGCAGCCAGACGAACAUCAAGGCCUGCCUCAAUCAGUAGUCUUGAAAGUGGUACUUCAAAUGGGUCCAUGGACUCGAUCCUGUCUGGUCGGUCGGCCAAUUCUCGCCUCUCAACAGGUUCAGACAACCGCAAGAAGUCUCGGAGCAAUACUCGAGUCACCAAAUCCCGAGCUCGACCAGGGCCCAGCAAUGACGACCGACCUUUCCAGUGCACCUUCUGCUGUGAUACGUUCAAGAACAAGUUUGACUGGUGCAGACACGAAAAAUCAUUGCACCUGAAUCCCGAACAAUGGGUAUGCACACCUGAAGGUGAAACGGUCACCUGCCCGACAACUGGUAACAUGCUUUGCGCAUAUUGUCUGAUACCUCAGCCAAGCACAGAGCACUUGGAAGUACACAAUCCUAGUGCAUGCGCGCAUAAGAACCUAGAGUCCAGAAGCUUCAAGCGUAAGGACCACCUCAUUCAACAUCUCAGACUGGUUCACAAGAUUGAGAACAUCCCCACGAUUGGCGAGUGGAAGCCUCCGGAGCUGUGCAUCAAGUCACGUUGCGGAUUUUGUAAUGCUGAGAUGGAGAGCUGGAAAGCUCGAGCCGAUCAUCUGAGCAAGCACUUCCGAGAAGGCAAGAAAAUGGUCGAAUGGAGGGGUACGCAUGGAUUUGAGCCACACGUUGCUCAGCAAGUUACAAAUUCGAUGCCGCCCUUCCUUAUAGGUGGUGAAGCGAAGACUCCAGUACCCUUCUCUGCCACCAAGUCUGGACACUCCGAACUUCUUGCACAGAUCACUUCAAGGGCUGCUUUGAAUGACGCAGCAAACAACAAUAUCGUGGCGGAUCCAUCGCCUUCUCCCGAGAACGCUCAGGGCGAAGGCAACCAACCAUUCAAGACAGCUUGGGAGCUAUUGACCUGGCAUCUUGGAAGAUACGCUCAGGAGCAGAUGAAGGCUGGGGUUGUGCCUACUGAUGAAAUGUUCCAGCAGGAAUCUCGCCGUCUGUGGUUUGACAGUGAUGACCCCUGGAAUCAAACGUUCGCGGAUGAUACUCAAUGGAUGGAGAUCUUUCGACAAGAGCAUGGUUUGCAUGACGGCAAUACUCCUGAAGCUUCGUAA
Messenger RNA from Aureobasidium pullulans EXF-150, 1413 nucleotides. RefSeq lists its product as uncharacterized. The record is from RefSeq and is a predicted model, not a curated record. NCBI's taxonomy places the organism in Eukaryota, Fungi, Ascomycota, Dothideomycetes, Dothideales, Saccotheciaceae. The transcript has a single exon. Bases 1 to 1413 code for a protein of 470 amino acids.